CAAGGGUUUAAGAGGGGCUUUUCAUUGUUUUCAAAGGCGGCUCUUUUUUCUCUUUCUUCUCUCCACGCUCCGCUCUCCUCUCAUGAACUCCUCUCAAUCCAAACCCUCACGUUGAUGUGCAGCGCCACAACCCCCUUCCUCUCAACUCCCAAGCUUUGCCCUCAAAAUCCUACAAUUCAAGCUGUUUCAGAGCCGUUUCUGCCCCAAAUCCCUAAAGCCAUGCUGCGAGCCAUUGCCAGGAAGGCCAAGAACCCUUUAGGAAUAAUCCGAAAGCCUCCUUCUUGCUUUCUUGGUUUCUCCCAAUAUCCAUUGUCCUUUGAGAGGAAUCGCAUCCUUAAUCUGCGGCUUUUUGAGCUCGGUUCUCGCCAUGAUCGUGUUUUGCGGGUUUCUGGUCUAUGGAGUAGUUUCAGAGGCUUCGCGAGCGUCGCGGAGGCGGUCUCGUCCACGGAUGUUGAUGAGGAGGCGGCGUGCAUUGAAGGGAUUCAAGGAAUGCUGAAGGAGCUGAGCAAGGCCGAGGCUGUUGGGACUCAGGGCAGGAAUGAGGGGUUUGAUGAGAAGUACCGGAGGCCGCAGCCAGUGCAGCAGCGGACGGUGUGCGGGAUCGGCUCCGGGAAGUAUCUGAUCCUUAAGAGGAGGCAGAUAAAGAUCGAGACUGAGGCGUGGGAGCAGGCGGCUAAGGAGUACAAGGAGCUGUUGAUGGAUAUGUGCGAGCAGAAGUUGGCUCCUAACUUGCCCUAUGUGAAGUCUUUGUUUCUCGGAUGGUUUGAACCGCUGCGGGAUCAGAUUGUGGCGGAGCAGCAGCUGUGUAGUGAUCCAAAGAGCAGGCUUUCACACGCUCCUUACUUUAAUCGGCUGCCCGCAGAUAUGAUGGCGGUCAUCACGAUGCACAAGCUGAUGAGCCUUCUGAUGACUGGGGAGGGGGCUGGGAGUGUUCGUGUGGUCCACGCAGCGUGCCACAUUGGUGAGGCCAUUGAGCAGGAGGUAAGGAUCCAUAGUUUUUUGGAGAGGACUAAGAAAAAGACUGAUAAAGGAAAGAAGCUUGAAGAUACUGAUGAUGUCAUUGUCACUAAAGAACAAGACAUUCUGAGAAAAAAGGUUACAAAUCUGAUGAAAAAACAAAAGCUGCAUUUAGUGCGGAAGAUAGUGAGGGGACAAGAUGAUACUAGGCCAUGGGGCCAGGAUGCGCAGGCCAAGGUAGGGAGCAGAUUAAUUGAACUUCUGAUGGAGACGGCAUAUGUACAACCUCCUGUUGAUCAAGCAGCUGAUGGUCCACCUGAUAUCCGCCCUGCUUUUAGACACUCACUUCGAACGGUCACAAAGGAGCAACGGAAGAAUAGUAAACGCUUUGGCGUUAUUGAAUGUGACCCAAUUAUCCGCCAAGGACUGGAUAGAACUGCACGACACAUGGUUAUUCCUUACAUGCCAAUGUUGGUUCCUCCAGUAAACUGGACAGGGUAUGACAAAGGUGCGCAUCUAUUUUUACCAUCUUAUGUUAUGCGCAUCCAUGGAGCAAAACAGCAACGUGAAGCAGUUAAAAGAGCUCCAAGAAAGCAAUUGGAUAGAGUUUUUGAGGCCCUAGAUACUCUUGGAAAUACCAAAUGGAGGAUUAAUAAAAGAGUACUUAGCAUUGUAGACAGAAUAUGGUCUAGUGGAGGCCGGCUUGCAGACUUGGUGGACCGUGACGAUAUUCCUCUCCCAGAGAAACCAGUUACUGAAGAUGAGAAUGCGCUGAAAAAGUGGAAGUGGAAGCUAAGAGCAGCAAAGAAAGAAAAUAGUGAAAGGCAUUCUCAGCGGUGUGAUGUUGAACUUAAACUUGCUGUAGCUAGAAAGAUGAAAGAUGAGGAGGGCUUUUACUACCCACACAACCUAGAUUUUAGAGGCCGUGCAUAUCCCAUGCACCCAUAUUUGAACCAUCUUGGUUCAGACUUAUGUCGAGGUGUUCUGGAGUUUGCAGAAGGACGCCCAUUAGGAAAGUCUGGGUUGCGAUGGUUGAAAAUACAUCUAGCGAAUCUGUAUGCUAAUGGUGUGGACAAAUUAUCAUAUGAUGGGAGACUAGCAUUUACAGAAAAUCACUUGGCAGAUAUAUUUGAUUCAGCAGAUAGGCCUCUUGAAGGAAAGCGCUGGUGGCUUGGUGCUGAAGAUCCAUUCCAGUGCUUGGCAGUCUGUAUUAAUCUGGCUGAGGCAUUGAGGAGUUCAUCUCCAGAGACUACAAUUUCACAUCUUCCUGUGCACCAGGAUGGAUCUUGCAAUGGGCUUCAACAUUAUGCUGCUUUAGGGAGAGACAAGUUGGGGGCUAUAGCUGUGAACCUGGUUGCUGGUGAGAAGCCUGCUGAUGUUUACUCUGGUAUAGCUGCUAGAGUACUUGACAUCAUGAGGAAUGAUGCUCAACAAGAUCCUGCUACUGAUUCAAAUGUUCUUCGUGCCAGGCUUUUAGUUGAUCAGGUGGACAGAAAAUUAGUUAAACAGACUGUCAUGACAUCAGUGUAUGGUGUGACUUAUGUUGGUGCGCGUGAGCAAAUAAAGAGAAGGCUGAAGGAACGUGGUCUUGAUGCAGAGGACUCUGAGCUGUUCAGUGCAUCAUGCUAUGCGGCUAAAACUACCUUAACUGCAUUAGGAGAGAUGUUUCAAGCUGCGCGGGAUAUCAUGAGCUGGCUUGGAGAUUGUGCGAAGAUAAUUGCUUCAGAAAACCAGCCAGUAAGGUGGACUACCCCUCUUGGACUCCCUGUUGUUCAACCUUACCGUAAAUUAGGAAGACAUCUUAUAAAGACCUCUCUUCAAGUCUUGACUUUACAACGUGAAACGGAUAAGGUCAUGGCUAAAAGGCAAAGAACAGCUUUUCCACCAAAUUUUGUCCAUUCCCUUGAUGGGUCCCAUAUGAUGAUGACAGCAGUGGCAUGUAAGAAGGCAGGCUUGAAUUUUGCAGGAGUCCAUGAUUCAUAUUGGACGCAUGCAUGUGAUGUGGAUGAGUUGAACAGAAUUCUCCGAGAGAAGUUUGUUGAACUAUAUGAGACCCCAAUACUCGAGAAUCUACUGGAGAGUUUUCAGCAAGCAAACCCUUCAUUAAGUUUCCCACCACUACCUGAACGGGGAGAUUUUAACCUGAAAGAUGUUUUGGAAUCAACAUAUUUCUUCAAUUGAUCUUUGCAUGUGGUCAGCAGCUCUGUACAGAUGUUCCACACCUGCCACAAAUUUAACCGUGGCGGAGUUUGCAUUCUUUUGCCAGUGCACAUAACAACCACGAGAGCAUUCGUCGGCCAUUAAGAGCUUAGAUAUCAACUGGGCAUCGACAGCAAGAUAUAUCUUGAAGAUAAAUGACUCCCAUCUACCAGAUUGUCCCCCUCAAUCUAAUUGAGAAGGCUUGUUGUUGUCUGCUAUCGGCGAUGAUAGUUGUAACUUGCCUGAAGCUGAAUGUAUGGAGCAUGAUUUGAUGAGUAGAUGGACGACCGGAUGACAACAGAGAAAGCUUGUAAUGAAAGAUGGGGCAUGACGUCGACCAGUUCCUUGGUUUACAUUAAUAGGUCAGUGCAUUAGAGUAUACCUCACAAAUGAUCAGAUGAGAGGCUCAUACCCUGGUGAAGGAGGGGCAGUGAGACCUGCCAAUUGAUAGCAGCAAGCUACACGAGGGUUUGAGUAACUGAAAUUUAGGUAUUUGAGAAGUCGGUUUUGAGUCCGGUUCUAAACCCUAACUGUGUAUUUUUAGAUAAAUUGGAGGACCACAUUCAGGAAUAAGCAAUGAUAAAUAUAGUGAUUUACUAAGAGUUAUGUAUUUAUAUGGUGUCUGUGGACUCUAGUUUGUGUGACUAAGAUUGUAGCUGUUUGAGGUACUGAUAUUUUUUUGGAUGAUUUAAUCCAUUGAGAUGAUGGCUUUCAGCUGUGUGAAAUUAA
This is a messenger RNA of Dioscorea cayenensis subsp. rotundata (Guinea yam), 3885 nucleotides long. Its product is annotated as DNA-directed RNA polymerase 1B, mitochondrial-like. Gene Ontology annotation, molecular function: DNA-directed RNA polymerase activity; DNA binding. Bases 115 to 3138 code for a protein of 1007 amino acids. Gene Ontology annotation, cellular component: mitochondrial DNA-directed RNA polymerase complex. The transcript is spliced from 19 exons. Gene Ontology annotation, biological process: mitochondrial transcription. Lineage: Eukaryota; Viridiplantae; Streptophyta; Magnoliopsida; Dioscoreales; Dioscoreaceae. The record is from RefSeq and is a predicted model, not a curated record.